CGUCUUUUGAUAUCCAAGAAGCAUUAGCAUAUGCACUGUCUUGUGUGAAGCAAGAAGGACUGAUCCUCAAGGAACAGCAGGUCCGUGCUCUCAAGCUCCUGUCAGAAGGAAGGGACGUUUUUGUGUGGUUCCCAACUGGGUAUGGCAAGUCUCUGUGCUAUCAAUUGCUACCCUUCUUGAUGGACUACAAGCUUGGUAGGACUAAGGGUCCUCUUGUCGCCAGAAGUGUAGUUUUUGUCAUCUCUCCCCUUGUGUCUCUCAUGAUUGACCAGGUCAGGAGUCUGAACACUGGAGGUGUUUCUGCUGCCAUCCUCAGUAGUAAUAAGGGAAUCGACAGAAGUCUUGUUGCCACUAACAAAGAUGUGUCGGAUGGAAAGUACCGUCUGCUGUUCACUGCCCCAGAGGCUGUUGUUGAAGACUAUCGUUGGAGGAUGCUAUUACUAGAGCCUCCACUCAAUUCCUCUUUAGUGGCAAUAGCUGUGGACAAAGCACACUGUGUUUACAAGUGGAGCUCUGACUUUCGUCCUGCCUAUGCACACCUAGGUGAGCUUAGAGCAUUUGCCCCUCCUGGUGCUCCAAUGUUGGCUGCAACGGCUACUGUGACAGAUGUUAUGAGGAAUGUGAUUGUGGAGGUUCUCGAAAUGACUGGGUGUGCUGUUGGACGCGAGCUCACAGUGAAAGGAGAUGCGUCGGAACCACUCGUGUCCUUAGUCCUUUUCUUAGGGGCUGAUCUUACUGGACUACUAGGGAGCUGCUCUUUGGACACUUGUUUCUGGUAGCUACGUCUGGCCAGGAGCCUGAACACCUCUAUGGACUCUAUCUUCUUGAUACAAGAAAGACAGACAAUCUUUGACAGGCCAUCUGAAUCACUAACAGGCAGAUCCAAUGCAAGACUGAGCCUCCCUGGAAUAUCUUCUUUGAGAGCCUUACUGCUGAACAAAUGUUUAUAUCUUCUGUUUUGUAUGGCAUCAGUGCUGCAACAUAACCUACAAAGAACAAACUUAGAAGCCAUUAAUUUUAUUCAAUUUUCAUUUGACCACAUGGACUUAAUAAUAAUAACAAAGUCACGCCCAGAUACAAUCAAUACCAGGCCGAGGAGGCGACCUAGCGUUCAAUUAGAGAC
Messenger RNA from Halichondria panicea, 1123 nucleotides. RefSeq names its product ATP-dependent DNA helicase RecQ-like. Gene Ontology annotation, biological process: double-strand break repair via homologous recombination. The record is from RefSeq and is a predicted model, not a curated record. Gene Ontology annotation, molecular function: four-way junction helicase activity; 3'-5' DNA helicase activity. Lineage: Eukaryota; Metazoa; Porifera; Demospongiae; Suberitida; Halichondriidae. The coding region runs from base 180 to 779 and encodes 199 amino acids. Gene Ontology annotation, cellular component: nucleus; cytoplasm; chromosome. The transcript is spliced from 2 exons.